CAACGCCCUCCUUCCGUCAGAGCUAAGGUCAGGGCUGACCCAGCAUGCGACAGGCGGCAAGGAGUAUCAAUGAAAAUGACCUUUGAUUUUGUCGGAGCAAAUAAUAAUAACAACAACGACAUCGGAAGGAACUACUAAUACACUGAUCGUGAUCUUGUCUUCAUCUGACACACGUGCGGCUGGUUAUUGUGUCCUGUAGGAGAUGAGUACUCUCCUUCACUCAAUCACUUCAACUUCCAUGCCUACUACAGUGUCCAUAAACACUCAUUAAAUGGCGAUGUACAUUUCCAGAAGGUUUAGACGGACCAGCAUUGUGUUCAUGACAAUUCUUGGAGUUGUGUCUGUCGUUUAUUUAAUGUUACCCUUCCACAACUUGCCAGACAUUUCUACUUUGGAAAAAACGGGGUGGACAUUUGCUUUGCAUGGAGAAUGUCAGACAAACGAGCCUUGUGGACUGUACCAUGGUGGGGGCGUGUUUGUGAUAUGGAAAGUGACUGGGGAAGAAGAAGGUACACCUGCAAAAAGAAAAUACAAAUGGGAAACUGGCUUGUUUGCUUUGAUGAUAACCUUGUUCCUCAGAACAACUGUUUAGUGUACUCAUUUGGCAUUGACUAUGACUUUAGAUUUGACGACGCCAUGGCAGCCAGAGGAUGCACCGUCUACUCCUUUGAUCCCAGCAUGCUGGACACUGCUGACCACAAGCGUGGGGACCGUGUUUUCUUCAAGAGAAUUGGCAUCAGCGAUAAGGACGACGACCAUUUUGUACCCAGAGUUGAUGAGUAUGUUCAAAAGCGCCCGGCGGUCAACGGUUGGCCGAUGAGACGUCUGCAAACAAUCCUUGACCUCCUGGGUCACAGAAAGGAGCAGCUGACCGUGCUUAGGAUGGACAUUGAAGGCUAUGAGUGGGACGUCACUCGUGAUCUUCUUGACUCUGGGAUCUUGUCGUCCGUCCCGCAGUUUCUGGUGGAGUGGCACCUGUUUACGGACUUUCCGCCUCGAGAACGAGUCCCUGAUGCCGUUGAUACGUACUUCCGGCUGCGUGACAUGGGCUUCCAGUCAUUCGACAUCCGCAGCCUCUACCGCGGAUCACCGACCUCCAUGAUAAUGCAGGCAAAGGUUUCCUACCUUAACACGAAACGAAACUGACCUGUCCCUCUAUUUUGUUUGCUUUUAUUUAGCUCAGUCAACUCAGAUUUAAACUCUUACUAUGUCCUCUUUAAUUGAAACAAGCGUUAUAAUAAUAUCAAACUCUAUUAUUAGUAGUUCUACCUUCCCUCACACGGGGGUAGUUGACAAAGUUAGACAUGAAAGGCAAUGAAUUGGAAGUAACUAUUGUUUUUUUUUGUCCCUCCUAAGAUUCGUUAUGGGUAUCAUUUGUUUACAGAUUUUCCACUUGGUAAUACAGUUUUGUGGAAAACGU
Pomacea canaliculata is the source of this 1420-nucleotide messenger RNA. Its product is annotated as methyltransferase-like protein 24. The transcript is spliced from 8 exons. The record is from RefSeq and is a predicted model, not a curated record. The coding region runs from base 430 to 1146 and encodes 238 amino acids. Lineage: Eukaryota; Metazoa; Mollusca; Gastropoda; Architaenioglossa; Ampullariidae.